Messenger RNA from Dracunculus medinensis (Guinea worm), 753 nucleotides. The record is from the annotation of a GenBank genome assembly. Lineage: Eukaryota; Metazoa; Nematoda; Chromadorea; Rhabditida; Dracunculidae.
AUGGAAGGGGAGACAAGCAUUUCGAAAAUUAAUGAUAAAGAAGAUGAUACUAUUGAUUUCGAUUUUUCUGAUGGGUCAGAUAUAGAUCUAAAGCUUUCCUUGAAGAAACGAAAGAAAAUAAAGCUUCCUAAUCGUCGGCCGUUAAAAGAAGGUGAGCAUCCUGAAUCAAAGGAACAAAAAAGUGGCAUAAUAUAUCUCCAAACUGUUCCACCUAAUUUUACCGUCUCAAGGAUGAGGGAAGAGAUGAGUAAAUAUGGAGAAAUUGGGCGCAUAUUUUUGCAGCGUGAAAAACAAAAAAGUGGAAGAAAGCAUGGAAGAAGAUAUGUUGAAGGUUGGGUUGAAUUCAAAAGGAAGAGUAUAGCAAAACAAGUCGCGAAAUAUUUGAAUGCUAUGCCUGUUGGUGGAAAGCGGAGAUCUAUGGCCAGAGAAACACUUUGGACCAUGAAAUAUCUCUCCGGUUUCAGUUUCAAGUGGUACCAUUUAAAUGAGCAGUUGAAUUAUGAACAAAAACUGGAAAAAAUGCGAAUGCAUGCUGAAAUUUCUCAGGCAAAAAAACAGGCUUCAUUCUUUGCGGAACAGGUCGAAAAGGGAAAACAAUUAAAAAAACUUGAGGAGAAGGUGCUGAAGAAGGGAGGAGUUUGGGAUAAAUUCCAGCGGCAAAUUGAGCAACGCUCCGUUAUUAAGAAAAAGCGAAAAAGUCAUGAAAAUCAAUAUACUGGUGAUGAUUUGAUGAAAAUGAUUUUCGCUGGAUGA